GGCGCUGGCCGGAAGUGCCGAGCUACCGACGCGGGGCUCGCCGGGAAGUGUGGUUCCUCCGGGUGGCCCGGGGCGGUGCCCGCAAGUUCUGCGGAUCUGGCGGACCGUCCGGCGUGGACCCGGGAUGGCUGGACCCAGCGGCUCCGGGGGCCCGAUCGGGGCGGGAACCCUGGCAGGUGGCGCACGGUCCAAGGUAGCCCCCAGCGUGGACUUUGACCACAGCUGCUCGGACAGCGUCGAGUACCUGACGCUCAACUUCGGGCCCUUCGAAACAGUGCAUCGGUGGCGGCGCCUCCCGCCCUGCGACGAGUUCGUAGGUGCCCGGCGCAGCAAGCACACAGUGGUGGCCUAUAAAGAUGCCAUCUAUGUAUUUGGUGGAGACAAUGGGAAGACGAUGCUUAAUGACCUCCUGCGGUUUGACGUGAAGGACUGCUCCUGGUGCAGGGCCUUCACUACUGGGACCCCACCAGCUCCCCGCUACCACCACUCGGCUGUUGUCUAUGGGAGCAGCAUGUUUGUCUUUGGGGGCUAUACUGGAGACAUUUAUUCCAAUUCUAAUUUGAAGAAUAAAAAUGACCUUUUUGAAUACAAGUUUGCAACUGGCCAGUGGACAGAAUGGAAAAUUGAAGGACGGUUGCCAGUUGCUAGAUCGGCCCAUGGGGCCACCGUGUACAAUGACAAGCUGUGGAUCUUUGCUGGCUAUGAUGGCAAUGCCAGGCUGAAUGACAUGUGGACAAUUUGCCUCCAGGAUCGGGAACUCACCUGCUGGGAGGAGGUGGCCCAGAGUGGCGAAAUCCCACCAUCUUGCUGCAACUUCCCGGUGGCUGUAUGUCGGGACAAGAUGUUUGUGUUCUCGGGGCAGAGUGGAGCCAAGAUAACCAACAACCUCUUCCAGUUUGAAUUCAAGGACAAGACGUGGACACGCAUCCCCACUGAGCACUUGCUCCGGGGCUCUCCACCACCCCCACAACGGCGCUAUGGGCAUACCAUGGUGGCCUUUGACCGCCACCUCUAUGUGUUUGGGGGUGCAGCUGACAACACACUGCCCAAUGAGCUGCACUGCUAUGACGUGGAUUUCCAGACCUGGGAGGUUGUCCAGCCCAGCUCUGACAGUGAGGUCAGUGGGGCUGAGGUGCCUGAGCGAGUGUCUGCUUCUGAGGAGGUGCCCAGCUUGACCUCUGAGGAGCGAGGCAGCUUUAAGAAGUCCCGAGAUGUGUUCGGCCUGGACUUCGGCACUACCUCAGCCAAGCAGCCCAGCCAGCCAGCCUCAGAGCUGCCCAGUGGGAGGCUCUUCCAUGCGGCUGCCGUCAUCUCAGAUGCCAUGUACAUCUUUGGAGGCACCGUGGAUAACAACAUCCGCAGUGGGGAGAUGUACAGGUUCCAGUUCUCCUGCUACCCCAAGUGCACACUGCAUGAGGACUAUGGGCGGCUGUGGGAGAGCCGCCAAUUCUGUGAUGUGGAGUUCGUGCUGGGUGAGAAGGAGGAGUGUGUGCAGGGCCAUGUGGCCAUUGUCACUGCACGGAGCCGCUGGCUCCGUAGGAAGAUUGUGCAGGCACGGGAGCGGCUGCCUCAGAAGCUGCAAGAAGAGGCAGCCCCCACUCCCAGGGACACCCUCGGCAAUACUGUAGGGGGAGCCCGGCCACCCUUGCUGCAUGUGGCCAUCCGGGAGGCCGAGGCGCGGCCCUUCGAGGUGCUCAUGCAGUUCCUCUACACUGACAAGAUCAAAUACCCCAGGAAAGGCCACGUGGAGGAUGUGCUGCUCAUCAUGGACGUGUACAAGUUGGCACUGAGCUUCCAGCUAUGCCGCCUGGAGCAGCUGUGCAGGCAGUACAUCGAGGCAUCUGUGGACCUGCAGAACGUGCUGGUCGUGUGUGAGAGUGCCGCCCGGCUGCAACUGGGUCAGCUCAAGGAGCACUGCCUGAACUUCGUGGUGAAGGAGUCCCACUUCAACCAGGUGAUCAUGAUGAAAGAGUUCGAGCGCCUCUCAUCCCCACUGAUCGUGGAGAUUGUGCGGAGGAAGCAGCAGCCGCUCCCUCGCACCCCCUCAGACCAGCCUGUGGACAUCGGCACAUCUCUGAUCCAGGACAUGAAGGCGUACCUGGAGGGGGCAGGUGCAGAGUUCUGUGACAUCACGUUGCUGCUGGAUGGGCACCCACGGCCGGCUCAUAAGGCCAUUCUGGCUGCCCGCUCCAGCUACUUUGAGGCCAUGUUCCGGUCCUUCAUGCCUGAGGACGGGCAGGUGAACAUCUCCAUUGGGGAGAUGGUGCCCAGUAGGCAGGCCUUCGAGUCCAUGCUGCGCUACAUGUACUACGGCGAGGUCAACAUGCCACCCGAGGACUCCCUCUACCUGUUUGCGGCCCCCUACUACUACGGCUUCUACAACAACCGGCUGCAGGCUUACUGUAAGCAGAACCUGGAGAUGAAUGUGACAGUGCAGAACGUGCUGCAGGUAGUUCCCCUGUGCCUGUGGGGAAGGGUGGGGAGUGGAGGGUGCAUGGGGCAGCGUAUCAAGGUCCUGCCGUUGCAGAUCUUAGAGGCGGCUGACAAGACACAGGCACUGGACAUGAAGCGGCACUGCCUGCACAUCAUUGUGCACCAGUUCACCAAGGUCUCCAAACUACCCACGUUGCGGUUGCUGAGCCAGCAGCUGCUGCUUGACAUCAUAGACUCCCUGGCCUCCCACAUCUCCGACAAGCAGUGCGCAGAGCUGGGCGCUGAUAUCUGAGGCCCUCUAGCAUCCACCUUGAGUGAAGAGUAGCCAUGCCUGCCUGCCCUGCCCACUGCAAAGACUGCACCAGCCACACCAGUAGCAGUCCUGUACCUGCCAGGCCCUGGGCCAGGGUGCCCAGAGGGGGUCGCAUAGGAUGUAGAUGGUGAAGCAGACCCAUACUCCAGCUAGUACCUUCUCUUGGAGUGAAGUGUGGGUAGGAGGCCCUGGCUCAGUGAUGAGGACAGUACUGAGAAGUAGAAAGAGACUCCAGAGCCAUGACCUUGGGCUUCCCACCCAGCAGGGCCUGGGCAUGGGCUUUGGGGGUCUUGGUAUAGCCCCAGCCUGGGUAUGUUGUGGAUCCAGGCUGGGUCCUGAUUUUAAGGCCCUGUUGAUGUGGGAGGGGACCUAGCAGAACUGCUGCCCCGUGAGAGUCUGCCUGGGCUGUACCCACCCCUACCUCACCCUCACUGAGGCUGGUGUAAGGGGUCUCUCCUCCCACUCACAGCUUGUAAUUGGGACUCAUGAUGGACAGGUCUGACUCAAGAUGAACUUUGGAGUGAAGGGCCCUGAGGUCAGCUCCCAGCCAAAAGAUUGUCCAUGCUGGACUGGGCCUGGCUCUUAGGUGGUUUGCAGGAUCCCAGCCCACCUGUGUGUACAUCAGGGCUCAAGGCUAGGGCAAGAGAGAAGUCAGGAGAGGUGCCCCCAGGUCCCUGUGUCCCUCACUAAGUAUUUAUUGUUAUAGAUAUGCCUCCAUUAAAGCCACAGCAGUGCUACUCCA
Molecule: messenger RNA, 3488 nt
Organism: Otolemur garnettii (small-eared galago)
Lineage: Eukaryota; Metazoa; Chordata; Mammalia; Primates; Galagidae
Gene: LZTR1
Product: leucine zipper like transcription regulator 1
Exons: 20
Coding region: 125-2725 (866 amino acids)
Cellular component (GO): Golgi apparatus
Molecular function (GO): protein binding
Source: RefSeq, a predicted model, not a curated record